AUGAAGAACACUUCUGCUCAGUGUAUGGUGGUGGCAACUCUCAUCGCCACCAUCGUGUUUGCCGCUGCUUUUACCCUCCCCGGCGGUUACAACCAAAACAGCGGCAUUCCUUUUUUCCGCCACAAACCAACACUCAUUAUCUUUGUGAUCGCAGAUGCAUUUUCUUUAAUAUUCUCUUCCACCUCAGUGCUCAUAUUCUUAUCCAUUCUCACGUCUCGUUAUGCUGAACGUGAUUUCUUGGAAUCGUUACCCAAAAAGCUAAUGUCUGGUCUUGCAACGCUUUUUCUUUCAAUUGUGACCAUGAUGAUUGCUUUUGGUGCGAGUUUUUUUGUGCUUUAUAACAAGCAUUUGAAAUGGGUGCCUAUCAUUGUGGCGGGGUUGGCUUCUAUUCCGGUGAUUUUAUUUGCGAUAUUGCAGUUUAGGCUUCUAGGGGAUGUGUAUCAUUCCACGUAUCAGUCUAGGUAUCUAUUUAAGCCCAAGACACAUAUGCUUUACUAUUGA
Molecule: messenger RNA, 501 nt
Organism: Lactuca saligna
Lineage: Eukaryota; Viridiplantae; Streptophyta; Magnoliopsida; Asterales; Asteraceae
Source: the annotation of a GenBank genome assembly